Messenger RNA from Nothoprocta perdicaria, 3814 nucleotides. RefSeq names its product receptor tyrosine kinase like orphan receptor 1 (gene ROR1). The record is from RefSeq and is a predicted model, not a curated record. Gene Ontology annotation, molecular function: protein binding; protein kinase activity; ATP binding. NCBI's taxonomy places the organism in Eukaryota, Metazoa, Chordata, Aves, Tinamiformes, Tinamidae. Gene Ontology annotation, biological process: multicellular organism development; protein phosphorylation; positive regulation of kinase activity. Gene Ontology annotation, cellular component: signaling receptor complex. The transcript has 8 exons. The coding region runs from base 27 to 2717 and encodes 896 amino acids.
CAAAUUCAUCAGUUGUUGCUGACUUUAUGCCCACAUCCUCAUGGAACAUCUCGAGCGAAUUAGAUAAAGAUUACUUCUUGACGCUGGACGAACCCAUGAACAACAUCACCACGACCCUGGGCCAGACCGCAGAGCUGCACUGCAAGGUGUCUGGCAACCCUCCUCCCACGGUGCGCUGGCUGAAGAACGACGCCCCGGUGGUGCAGGAGCCCCGCAGGAUUUCCUUCCGCGCGACCAGCUACGGCUCUCGGCUGCGGAUCAGGAACCUCGACACGACGGAUACCGGCUACUUCCAGUGCGUUGCGACCAACGGCAGAAAGACCGUUUCCACAACUGGUGUGCUCUUUGUGAAAUUCGGUCCCCCGCCAACAGCAAGCCCAGGAUCAUCGGACGAGUAUGAAGAGGACGGGUUUUGCCAGCCCUACAGAGGCAUCGCCUGCGCAAGGUUCAUCGGCAAUCGAACCAUAUACAUGGAGUCGCUGCACAUGCAAGGGGAAAUUGAAAAUCAGAUCACAGCUGCCUUCACCAUGAUUGGCACCUCCAGCCAUUUGUCGGAUAAGUGCUCCCAGUUUGCCAUUCCCUCGCUGUGCCAUUACGCCUUCCCCUACUGCGACGAGACGUCGGCCGCCCCCAAGCCGCGCGACCUGUGCCGCGACGAGUGUGAGAUCCUGGAGAACGUCCUGUGCCAGACCGAGUAUAUUUUCGCAAGAUCGAAUCCCAUGAUUCUGAUGAGAUUAAAGCUGCCCAACUGCGAGGAUCUUCCCCAGCCAGACAGCCCGGAGGCUGUAAAUUGUAUCCGGAUUGGAAUUCCCAUGGCGGAUCCUAUAAAUAAAAAUCACAAGUGCUACAACAGCACCGGCGUGGACUACCGGGGCACGGUGAGCGUGACGCGCUCGGGGCGGCAGUGCCAGCCGUGGGUGUCGCAGUACCCCCACGCGCACACCUUCACGGCCGUGCGCUACCCCGAGCUCAACGGGGGCCACUCGUACUGCCGCAACCCCGGCGGGCAGAAGGAGGCCCCUUGGUGCUUCACCCUGGACGAGAACUUCAAGUCCGAGCUCUGCGACGUCCCGGCGUGCGAUUCUAAGGACUCCAAGGAAAAGAACAAAAUGGAAAUCCUGUAUAUCCUGGUGCCAAGCGUAACUAUCCCGCUGGCCAUAGCCYUGCUCUUCUUCUUCAUCUGCAUCUGCCGCAAUAACCAGAAGGCGUCCUCGCCGCCCGUGCAGCGGCAGCCCAAGCACGUGCGGGGACAAAACGUGGAGAUGUCCAUGCUCAACGCCUACAAGCCCAAGAGCAAGGCGAAGGAGCUGCCUCUGUCUGCCGUUCGUUUCAUGGAAGAACUGGGUGAGUGCACGUUUGGCAAAAUCUACAAGGGCCACCUCUACCUUCCCGGCAUGGAUCACGCUCAGCUUGUGGCCAUCAAGACGCUGAAGGACUUCAACAACCCGCAGCAGUGGGCCGAGUUCCAGCAGGAAGCAUCGCUCAUGGCCGAGCUCCACCACCCCAACAUCGUUUGCCUCCUCGGCGUGGUGACCCAGGAGCAGCCUGUCUGCAUGCUGUUUGAGUACAUGAACCAAGGGGACCUCCACGAAUUCCUCAUCAUGCGAUCGCCGCAUUCCGACGUGGGCUGUAGCAGCGAUGAGGACGGGACYGUGAAAUCCAGCCUGGACCACGGGGAUUUCCUGCAUAUUGCAGUCCAGAUUGCAGCCGGGAUGGAGUACCUAUCGAGUCAUUUCUUUGUCCAUAAAGAUCUUGCUGCUCGUAACAUUUUAAUUGGGGAACAACUUCACGUGAAAAUUUCAGACCUUGGACUCUCGAGAGAAAUCUACUCCGCAGAUUAUUACAGAGUUCCGAACAAAUCCCUCCUGCCAAUUCGCUGGAUGCCACCGGAGGCCAUUAUGUACGGCAAGUUCUCUUCUGACUCAGAUAUCUGGUCAUUUGGAGUCGUUUUGUGGGAGAUAUUCAGCUUUGGCCUUCAACCGUAUUACGGAUUUAGUAAUCAGGAAGUCAUAGAGAUGAUCAGGAAAAGGCAGCUGCUGCCCUGCUCUGAGGACUGUCCCCCCCGCAUGUACAGCCUGAUGACGGAGUGCUGGCACGACCUGCCGUCGCGGAGGCCGCGCUUUAAGGAAAUCCAUGCCAGGCUGCGCUCCUGGGAGGGCCUUUCCAGCCACACGAGCUCCACGACGCCGUCCGGCGGCAACGCCACCACUCAAACGACGUCGCUCAGCGCCAGUCCGGUCAGCAACCUCAGCAACCCCAGGUACCCCAACUACAUGUUUCCAGCACAGGGAAUGCCACAGGGGCAAAUCGCCGGCUUCAUUGGGCCGCCCAUGCCUCAAAAUCAGCGCUACAUCCCCAUCAACGGCUACCCGAUUCCGCCGGGAUACGCUGCUUUCCCGGCUGCCCACUACCCCGCUCCAGGCCCGCCGCGGGUGAUCCAGCACUGCCCCCCGCCAAAGAGCCGCUCGCCGAGCAGUGCCAGCGGGUCCACCAGCACGGGCCACGUCACCAGUCUGCCGUCGUCAGGAUCCAACCAGGAAGCCAAUAUUCCCUUGCUAUCCCAUAUGUCCAUCCCCAGCCAUCCGGCCGGGAUUGGUAUAACAGUUUUUGGAAACAAAACUCAAAAACCCUACAAAAUUGACUCGAAGCAGCCGUCCCUAUUGGGAGAUGCCAGCAUCCAUGGACCUAACGAAUCUAUGAUUUCAGCUGAAUUGUAAAUAAGUGAGGCCUUUGUAAAUAUAACUAUUUACGAUACAAACCAGAACGUCAUAGAAAAGAUUUAUAUUCAAAUAUUUUAUUAAAGAUCCUUCUGGUUGUUUAACAGACGUUGCAACAAGUAUCUUCUGUGAAGUUUAACUGCUGAACAGGAUGGGCAGACUCAACCAGAAACUCCUUGUGGUAGGAAUGCGCAGCGCUGUGAACAGGCGCGCUCUUUCUUUCRGUAGCACCAACAAUUCAAAAAGGGGGAAGGGGGAUUUUUCUUCUAAUAAAAACAUUUUAUCCUAUGCUUUUUCACAGCUUUCUAGACCUCUGAUGUGGUUUGAAUCACRGAAGCUUUUUAUACUGAAGACGUAUUUUAAUAUUUGUCUCUUUUUUUAGGAGAUGCAAAUAUUCAGAGAUCUACUGGGUGUGCAAUUUCAGUUCCAAUAGCUAGUUAAGAUGUCUGUAAAUUUUGCAGUCACGGAUUAUGUUUCAAAUAUGUGAUCUGAGAGCUGGAUAAAUUGCUUCAGGUAGGAUUUUGGUCUUUCAUUAAGUUGGGAAUCUGAGUGCAGAUUCAGACCAAAGAAGUCAUUUUAUAUUACAGCAUAAUAGCUUGAGUUAUCUUCUUGCAUUCUGCAAAAAUCAUCUACUAUUGUUUGCUAAAGGUAGCUGGAGUUGUAAAGAGAUGCCUUAAAGGAAAUGAAAUUAAAAUAUUUUAAUUUCAGAACCUGAAUCAACUUAGUUAACAUUUCAUAAUUUUUAUGGGUAGCUAAAGCAGAAAUUUUAUAUCCUUUUGUUGCUAUGCAACUGUUUAAUGGAAAGGCUCCAAACCACAAUUUUAUAUAUGACAAUCAGCUUUCCCAGGAAUAUUUAUUGUUGCAGAUCAAUAUAUAAUUUCAGUGAUUAUGACUCCAGUAACCCUGAAAAAAAGGGAAACUCACAUUCCAUAAGGCAGCAAAUUCAUUGAUAGCGAUUUUGGCUAUCAGCUCAAAUAAUGUGAAUUAGUGUUAACUUUAGAAAUGCGACAUUUGUAUUAUUGCUAAAAUUCAUUCAGGUAUAAGCAAUCUAGAUGAUUCAUUUGAAACCACUUUAAUGAUUUACAAAAGUACUGUGU